Molecule: messenger RNA, 852 nt
Organism: Ostreococcus lucimarinus CCE9901
Lineage: Eukaryota; Viridiplantae; Chlorophyta; Mamiellophyceae; Mamiellales; Bathycoccaceae
Product: MC family transporter: deoxynucleotide
Exons: 1
Biological process (GO): thiamine pyrophosphate transmembrane transport
Cellular component (GO): mitochondrial inner membrane
Molecular function (GO): thiamine transmembrane transporter activity
Source: RefSeq, a predicted model, not a curated record
GUGACGACGACGGCGGGCGCGCUGGCGGGCGCGACGGCGCGCGUGUGCGUGGCGCCGUUGGACGUGAUUAAGAUUCGGUUGCAGGUGCAAGUCGAGCGAGGCGCGAGCGGGAAGUAUCGAGGGCUGGCGGACGCGACGCGGACGAUACUGCGCGAGGAGGGGGGGCGCGCGAUGUGGGCGGGGACGGUGCCGGCGCUGCUGCUGUGGGUGCCGUACACGGCGAUACAGUUCACGGUGUUGAAUAAGUUUAAGGAGGCGGCGAGGGAGCGGGAGCGCGCGAAACCGGGAUCGACGGCGGGACUGCCGGUGAGUUUCAUCGGUGGCGCCGCCGCGGGAUCGGUGGCGACGGUGGCGACGUACCCGUUCGAUGUCAUUCGAACGUUACUGGCGAGUCAGGGUCACCCGAAGGUGUAUAAUAACGUGUUCGACGCCGCGCUCGGCGUCGUUCGCGAACGCGGCGUCGCCAAAGGUUUGUACGCGGGCGUCUCCGUGACGCUCGCCGAGAUCGUUCCCGCGAGCGCGGUGCAGUUCGGCUCGUACGCUGCGUUGAAAUCAAACCUCCCCGAAGUGUUCGGGGAGAACGAUUUCGCGUGCGGGUUCGCCGCGGGCACCAUCGCGCGGCUCGUCAUUCACCCGCUCGACGUCGUCAAGAAACGAUUCCAAGUCGCCGGAUUCUCUCGAAGUUUAGCCUACGGCCAACGCGUCGACGCGGGCGCGUACAAAAGUUUCUUCGCCGCCGUGCGAACGAUCGCGCGCAGCGAGGGCGUGGGUGGGUUUUACAAGGGCUUGAUGCCGAGUCUGAUCAAGUCCGCCCCCGCGAGCGCGAUUACUUUUAGCGUCUUCGAAGCCGCG